AUGGCAGUAAAGAAUCGUACAGCAACGUCGGGGAAAUUAGAUGACGUGUCUGCGUUGGGAAAUAAACAAUCCAAGCCUGUUGUUAAUGAAAAAAAAGAAAUUGAAGUGGAACUUCAAGGAGAAAACAUUGAAAACGAAAAAUGUCAUAAUGGUAGUGAUGUAAAGCAAGGGGAAAGUGAAAGUGCAAACGUCUGUGAAGAAGGAAAACAUAAAUUUUGGGACGAAAUAAGAAAGCAAGUUGAAUGUGGUGAAAACAAAGAAGAUCAUUGGCAGAGGACAAUUCUUUGGCGUGCUUUUCAGUUUAAUCCAGUAGAUCAAAAAAUUGCUAAAUAUUUAGUUGACCAUGGAGCAGACAUUUAUUCCCAGAACGAAGAAGGUGAAACAGUACUGGGGAUUGCGACAAGAAAUGGUUUACUCGAUCUUGUUAAGUAUUUUGUUCAAUAUGGCCCGAAACGAACAUUUCGAGAUGAUUACAGAUCUCUUCAGAGUGCAAUACAGUCUCAAUCAUUUGAAAUUGUGGAAUAUUUCGUUAAAAGGGGCGCUAAUGUAAACGGAAAUUAUACUGAUGGGGAAACAGUGCUGCAUUUUGCAGUUAUUGAAGUCUUGCACUAUGCUGCUAGCAAUGGUACACUUGAAAUGGUAAAAUAUCUUGUUGAAAAUGGCGCUGAUGUAAAUGGAAAUGAUACUGACGGGUGGACAGUGCUGCACAAUGCUGUUACUGAUGGUAAGCUAGAAAUCAUAAAAUAUCUUGUUGAAAAUGGCGCUGAUGUAAAUGGCAAGUAUAUUGAUGGAUGGACAGUCUUGCACUAUGCUGUUAGCAAAGGUACACUAGAGAUGGUAGAAUAUCUUGUUGAAAAGGGCGCUGCUGUAAAUGGCAAGAAUACUUACGGUAGGACAGUGUUGCACUGCGCUGUUACUGAAUGCACGAUGGAUAUAGUAAAAUACCUUGUUGAAAAUGGCGCUGAUGUAAUUGGUAAGGCGACAAACGGGUGGACAGUGUUGCACUAUGCUGUUAGCAAAGGUACACUAGAAAUGGUAAAAUAUCUUGUUGAAAAGGGCGCUGAUGUAGAUGGUAAGAAUACAUACAGUAGGACAGUGUUGCACUACGCUGUUUCUGAAGGUACGAUGGAUAUAGUAAAAUACCUGGUUGAAAAUGGCGCUGGUGUAAUUGGUAAGACGACGAACGGGUGGACAGUGCUGCACAAUGCUGUUAGCAAAGGUACACUAGAAAUGGUAAAAUAUCUUGUUGAAAAGGGCGCUGAUGUAAAUGGAAAGGAUACUAAAGGGUGGACAGUAUUGCACAAUUCUGUUGCUGAAAAAAGGCUAGAAAUCAUAAAAUGUCUUGUUGAAAUUGGCGCUGAUGUAAAUGGAAAGUAUACUGAUGGAUGGACAAUCUUUCACUAUGCUGUUUCUAAAGGUACACAAGAAAUGGUGAAAUAUCUUGUUGAAGAAGGCGCCGAAAUAAAUGGAAAGGAUACUGACGGGUGGACAGUGCUGCACGCUGCUGUUACUGACGAUAAGCUGGAAAUCAUAAAAUAUCUUGUUGAAAAUGGCGCUGAUGUAAAUGGCAAGUCUACUAGUGAUGGAUGGACAGUCUUGCACUAUGCUGUCAGCAAAGUAAAAUACCUGGUUGAAAAUGGCGCUGAUGUAAUUGGUAAGACGACGAACGGACGGACAGUGCUGCACAGCGCCGUUACGAAAGGUACGCUAAGUGUGGUAAGAUACCUAGUCAGAAAUGGCGCUAAUGUAAAUGGUAAGAAUUCUGACAAGUCGACAGUCCUGCACAGUGCUGUUAAUAAAGGUAGCCUGGAUAUCACAAAGCACCUCGUGGAAAAUGGCGCUGAUGUAAAUGCUAAAUAUACUGACGGUUGGACCGUCCUACACGCCGCUGUCGAUACAGGUGAAUUAGAAAUUGUCAAGUAUUUAGUUGAACAGGGUGCUGACAUAGCUCCUAAAAGUAAUAUCAGCGCUCUUGGCACUGACAUCAUGAGGAUGGCUGUUGUGAACAAUUCAGUUGCUUUGGUGAAACUCCUCUUGCAAAAGAACAUAGUUGUUUCGAGAGCUGGAAAAUUUCUUGUCGAGGGAAGGCAAAUGAGUCUUCUUGAAUGGAGUAUUUACAUUGGCCAUGAUGAAAUUAAAACUAUUCUAAAGAGGUCCAUAAAACAUCGCGAGAAAAUUGAGAUGUUGAAAACAAUGAACCACAACCAGUUAGAAAAGACUGAAAUACCGAUUCAGGCUUUUGUCGCGAAGAAUCAAUUCAAAAUUGGCGAUGGUUGUGGUGGUUCACGUGUCUAUGUUGGUCUCAUGAAAGAUGGAAGUGAAGUUGCUGUUAAGAGAAUCUUGGUGCAAAGUGAGGACAAAACAGUUGAAAACGAAAAGGAAAUCAUGAGUCUCAUUGAAACGGAAAACUGUCCAUUUAUAGUGAGCUAUCGUUAUUUUCAUUCUGGCGAUGACUUCAUGUAUCUUAUUGUUGAUCUUUGCGAGGAAAACUUGAGGGAACUUGUUCAUGCAUGCAGUAUUGAGCAUCUACAAGAGCAUGGUCCACGAAUGAUUCGGGAAAUUCUAUCAGGACUUGAAUUUCUUCAUGGUAAAGGAGUAUUGCACAGAGAUUUAAAACCUUCAAACGUCCUGGUUGAUAUCGAAGGUCGCAUGAAAUUGGCAGACUUUGGAAUAAGCCGUGUCCUAGAAGACGAUCAAACGACAGUUCAAACAUUCGUGAGAGGCACUCCUGGAUGGAUGCCAUCGGAAGUAACUCAAGCCAUUGAGAAAAAUGAGAAAUGUCGUUUUAAAAGGAAAUCAGAUGUCCAGGUCGCGGGUAUGAUUGCUUUCUACGUCUUAACUAAAGGUGAACACCCUUUUGGUUCUUCCUUUGAUCGAAUGAGAAAUAUUUCGGAAGGGAACUCUGUCAGUUUGAAGAAACUUGGUGAUCGCAAAGCUCAAAAGUUUGUGUCGUGGCUGAUCAAUCAUAAAAUUGAUGAGAGACCUUAUGCUCACGAGGCGUUGAGGGAUCCUUUCGUUGAUGAACAUUGA
Messenger RNA from Dendronephthya gigantea, 3030 nucleotides. Its product is annotated as putative ankyrin repeat protein RF_0381. The record is from RefSeq and is a predicted model, not a curated record. The transcript has 6 exons. Gene Ontology annotation, molecular function: ATP binding; protein binding; protein kinase activity. Gene Ontology annotation, biological process: protein phosphorylation. The coding region runs from base 1 to 3030 and encodes 1009 amino acids. NCBI's taxonomy places the organism in Eukaryota, Metazoa, Cnidaria, Anthozoa, Malacalcyonacea, Nephtheidae.